Calypte anna (Anna's hummingbird) is the source of this 3359-nucleotide messenger RNA. RefSeq names its product FANCD2 and FANCI associated nuclease 1 (gene FAN1). The record is from RefSeq and is a predicted model, not a curated record. Gene Ontology annotation, biological process: interstrand cross-link repair. The coding region runs from base 142 to 3258 and encodes 1038 amino acids. Lineage: Eukaryota; Metazoa; Chordata; Aves; Apodiformes; Trochilidae. The transcript is spliced from 14 exons. Gene Ontology annotation, cellular component: nucleus. Gene Ontology annotation, molecular function: 5'-flap endonuclease activity; flap-structured DNA binding; 5'-3' exonuclease activity.
CUGGCAGCGGGGUCGGGAGGGGGCUCGGGCGGCGGCGUGCGGGGCAGCGCUGCGCGGGGAGGCUCCCUCAGACAUUACAGACAAAGGAAAUGCAGCCUGAAUGAAGUUUCUUUUGCCAUGUAAAUAUUUUGAAGUUUUGUAAUGGCAGAAGCUAACUCUUCAGAAAGUAAAAGAUCCCGAAUAAGUUUGUCACUUGGUAAAAAGAAGAAAAAAAAGGUGACAGGUACGGGAACACCAUCUACAUCUUCAGCAUCCUCCUCUAUUAUUUCCUUUUUCAACAAUGUACCCCCUGCCAAAAUUACCUGUCCUGUAUGUGGGCAAAUGGUGCCAAGAUACAGAAUAAAUGAACACAUGGAUGAAACAUGUCAGACAUACCAGGGUGAGAUUGGCAUCACUGAUUCAACACUCAGCUCUUUGAGGAAUGAAAGGCCCUCAGCUGCAAGCAUGAACAGUAAUUCCAGCUCAUAUUUUUCAAAAAACCUCUUAAAUCUAGAAACAAGUCCUCCCAAAAGCAGUAUACUGAAAAUAGAAGGGAGUGCAGCACAACAGAUUAGUCCUUAUUUUAGCAAUAGUAGUGGAGUCUGUAGUGUUAACAGUGAACCACAGCCUCAGACAGUUAAAAUAGUCCCUUUGGGAAGCUUGUCAUCCAAACUGUCCAGAAGACGCUGUGUCCAGGGAGGAAAACAGAUUGUGUAUAAAGAGAUCAACUCUUCACCUCCAGCUGUUCACAGUAUAUGCAAAAGUACUGCAGCACAAGAUGAUGAUGAGAUUGACACCAGGAACAGUUCUCAGAAAGAAAACUGGCUUGCUCAGAGAGAGUGCCAGGAUCAUUUUUCAAAGAGAGAAUCUGAAUUUCAAGAAGAAAUAAAUAAAUGUGAUGGAGAAGACUUUGUGGACAUUAUUCAGGUAUCGUUACCCACUGAUCACUGUAGUGGCAAAACGUUACCAAUUAGUACAAGGAGCACCAAAACAGAAAGUAAGUCUGGAGGUGUGGUACUUGGUCCUGAUAAAUCAGAAGCACAUCUAGCUAUUUAUACUUCAGCAAAGCUGACCCAUGAUAUGGAAGUCAAGACUCAGCCUCACACUGAGGUUGUUCCUUCUUCCAAGACAGAAAUGAACUGUGGUACACAAAAUUGCUUAAGCAAGGGCAAUAUACAGGUACUUCCUGUGGAAGUUCAUGGAGACUUUAAAGAUAAGAUUGAUCAUACUUUGUCAGAAACUGUUGGAAAGGUGGAGUUUCAAAAUCAUGUUGGGGACAUUUUAGACAAACUACAAGAGGCUACCUCGGUGCCUGGCUCUCCUCGUCACCCUUAUUACCUCCAGAAUUUUUUAGUGGUGCUGCGAGCAGUCCUGGAGAAUGAAGAUGAUGUCAGACUCUUUGAUGAACAAGAUAUGAAAAUUAUAGCCAAGUUCUGCAAAUUAUCAGUUGGAGGGAAGAAGUUAUAUGUGAGGCUUUUUCAACGCAAGCUGAACUGGUUAAAGGUGAACAAAAUAGAGUAUGGAGAGAUAAGCAUGGAUUUAUCACCAAUAAUUGAAGAACUUGCUGAAGCCAGAUUUCUGCAAACAGAAUCUGAACUGGAAGACCUGUGUGAAGGAUUGGACUUGCUUUCAGCUCCCGAGCUAAAAACACUGGCAAAGGUUUUUCACUUGCCAAACCCAAAUGGUCAGAAACAGCAACUUGUGGAUGAUUUUCUGAGGCUGGCAAAACAACGUUCAGUCUUCAGCAGGAGUCAGGCUGGUAUUGGGACAGUGAUUUUAAAAAGGGUGAAAGAACUGGCUGGAAAAUCUGUCAGGAUCUGUAAAGGCCCUCGGGCUCUCUUUUCUCGAAUUCUGCUGCUAUUUUCAUUGCCUGAGUCAAUGGAGGAUGAAGAAGCUGGUAGUGCUGGUCAGGGCCAGCUUUUCACAGUCCUUAUGGUAAACAUGGGGCGUAUGGUAUUCCCCACUUACACUGUAAAUAGGAAAACACAGGUCUUUCAGGACAGAGAAGAUCUUAUCAGGUAUGCAACUGCUGCUCAUCUGUCAAAUGACAUAGCCACUGCAAUGGUAAAUGGGAACUGGGAAGAAGCUAAUCAUCUGUACAUGUGUGCUAAGGAAACAUGGAAUGACCUGAAAAAUCACCACUCUUUGAGCUGUCACAGAAUUUUACCCGAGUAUCUGCGACGUUUCACCUUUGGCUGGGUGUAUACAAGAAUCCUUUCUCAAGGCGUUGAAAUUUUGCAGAGACUUCACAUGUAUAAGGAAGCGGUGCAGGAGCUGCAGACUCUUCUGUCUCAGGAUGUGUAUUGUACUGACAGCAGAGGGCGAUGGUGGGACCGCCUAGCUCUGAAUUUACAUCAGCACUUGAAAAACCCCAAGAAGGCCAUCACCACCAUUAGAAAUGGGCUGGCAGACCCAUUUGUACGGACUGGGCAUCGUCUCGCUCUCUACCAGCGGGCUCUACGGAUCAGAGACUCACCCAGCUGCAAGCAGUUCAGAUGCCUUGCUCAUGAUCUGCCAGUCAUAACGGUGGAGGAUGUGACACACGUUACAAUCAAAGGAAAUAUGUGUCCUCAGAUGGGAAUGGGAAAAUCUGUAUUUCUCAUGGAGGAUAUUUGUGACAAAGAAGGAGGUGGAGACUUCAGUGCAUCCACAGUCAUGUGCUCAGUUGAGGAGCUGGCAUUAAAUCAUUACAGGCAGCAUGGUUUUGAUCAGGGUAUUCAUGGGGAAGGCUCAACCUUUAUUACGCUCUAUGGUAUUCUGAUGUGGGAUAUAAUUUUCAUGGAUGGCAUUCCUGACGUUUUCAGAAAUUCCUAUCAGAUGUCUCCCCUGGAUUUAUACACUGACAGCUUCUAUGAAAGCAGGAGGGAUGCCAUUGAGGCCAGACUCCAGCAGCUUCACUCAGCUUCCUCAGAGACACUAAGAAAGUUGAUGGCUGACAUCUGGACAGCUCAGGAGGGAAAAGCAGCAGCACUGGUUAGCUGGGGGCGUUUUACUUCCCUUCAGCAAGCUCAGAGCCUUGUAUCUUGCCUGGGAGGAAUGUUUCUGAGUGGUGUUUUUAGACGACUUUCCAAAGAUCUGCGCCACUGCAGGGGAGGACUCCCUGACCUGGUCGUUUGGUGUACCCAUACUCACCAAUUCAAGCUGGUGGAAGUGAAAGGUCCCAACGAUCGCCUGUCCCACAAGCAGAUACUCUGGCUGAGCGAGCUGAAGCAGCUGGGUGCUGCAGUAGAAGUUUGUCACGUGCAAGCUGUGGGAGGCAAGAGCAAACGCCUCAGUUGACAAGGAAGGUCUUCAUGGCAGAAGGGACUUGCUUGGGUGUUGUUAAAGGAACUGGUGUGACACACACUACACUGCUGCUUAUUAAAAGUAGUUUCUGCUUA